CAUUUAAUUGUAACUUUAACAUAAACACGAAUAUCGCGCCGGUUGCAUUUUACUGAGAGGAAAUCCGGUAGAGGUCAUCGACGACGUUUUUCACGACUGGUCAGUCUUGUUUGUGGUACCAGUCAGCAACCAUCAAGCAAAGAUGUGCUCCGGUUACUUCAUGAUCUUAGGUAGUUUAUUACUACAUUCUGUUAUAGUCACUGCCACUAUCGUACACCCAAGCAUUGCAGUAUCGUCGGCAUUUACCCGAAAUAGUAUAAAUGGCAGUGAGAAUACGCCAAUCGAUAAUUAUUUCAGUGAUUACAGAUAUGUCAUUAGGAAGUUCAGAGUACCAGUCGAUCACUUCAGUUUCGCUGGCAACGAGAGCUUUGAGAUUAGAUAUCUUGUGAAUAAUACAUGGCAAUCGGGUAAAAAUCCACCGAUAUUCUUCUACACCGGAAAUGAAGGAAAGAUUGAGGAAUUCGCUGCCAAUACCGGAUUCAUGUGGGAGUUGGCGCCCUCGUAUGGCGCCCUGAUAAUAUUCGCUGAACACCGAUAUUAUGGAGAGUCUCUACCGUUUGGAAAGAAAUCAACUGCGGAUCGACAACACCUCGGUUACUUGACUGCACAACAGGCUUUAGCAGAUUACGUGGAUUUAAUUGAGUAUCUCAAAUCGGAUGGAGCUCUUAAACGCAGCCCCGUGAUCGCUUUCGGAGGGUCUUAUGGGGGAAUGUUAAGUGCCUGGUUCCGUAUGAAAUAUCCGCAUAUUAUUCAAGGAGCAAUAGCAGCGUCCGCCCCAAUUCUCCAAUUCACUGGUAUCACAGACUGCCAAGCAUUUAAUCGCAUCGUGACGUCCGAUUUUCGAGCAGCUAGCGAUGUAUGUCCAAAAGUCAUUCGAAAGUCCUGGAACGCUAUCAAUAAUUUAACUUCCACAGACGAAGGAAAAAUGUGGCUGUCAGCUGAGUGGAAAUUGUGCCAAAACAUUACCAAUUCCACUGGCGUCAAGCAAUUGAAAGACUGGUUGAACAAUGUUUAUGGCAAUUUGGCUAUGGUGGACUAUCCUUAUGAAGCUAAUUUCCUAGCGCCACUGCCAGCUUAUCCAAUAAACAAAUUUUGUAAGCCCCUCAACGACGCGACAGGAUCAGACAAAGUAAUCUUGUCAGCUUUGAAAUCAGCACUGAAUAUUUACACAAAUUAUACUGGGAAGACUCGUUGCAUUGCGACCGAAGAUGCAACACCGAAUUUGGGGGCAGAUUUGUGGUAUUAUCAGGCAUGCACAGAGAUGGUGAUGCCCAUGUGUGCUGAUGGGAUCAAUGAUAUGUUUGAGCCGCAACCGUGGAUUUUGUCUAAUUACACGAGUGAGUGUGUUCGGAAAUACGGAAUCAAGCCCCAGCCACAGUUGGCCUGCAAGACUUAUGGAUGUCAGGACCUGAGUACAGCUACCAACAUUGUAUUCAGCAAUGGGUUACUGGAUCCUUGGUCCAGUGGUGGAGUUUUGAGAAAUUUGUCUGAAUCAGCUAUUGCUGUGAUUAUUCCCGAAGGGGCUCAUCACCUCGAUCUCAGGGGGAGUCAUCCCAACGAUCCUUACUCGGUAAUCGCUGCUCGGAAUUAUCACAAACUGUCAAUUUCAAAAUGGAUCAAACAAUAUAGCGAGGUUUCCAUGAGAGAGAUGAACGAUGUACCUGCUCAAUAAUUCCCCCCCCCUUAUACUGAAAGCUGUUUGUAUUGGAAUAGUGAAAUGUUAUUGGUAAUAUUCAGAUGUAAUUUUUAUACUCUCGAAUAAAUAGAAAUUAUAGAAAUGA
Molecule: messenger RNA, 1781 nt
Organism: Diachasmimorpha longicaudata
Lineage: Eukaryota; Metazoa; Arthropoda; Insecta; Hymenoptera; Braconidae
Product: lysosomal Pro-X carboxypeptidase
Exons: 6
Coding region: 143-1672 (509 amino acids)
Biological process (GO): proteolysis
Molecular function (GO): dipeptidyl-peptidase activity; serine-type exopeptidase activity
Source: RefSeq, a predicted model, not a curated record